AUGGACGAACAGAACCAGAACGAUGAGCUAUACCCCAUUGCCGUCCUCAUCGACGAAUUAAAGCAUGACGAUGUCCUGCUACGACUCAAUGCCAUUCGGAGACUGUCCACUAUUGCCCUCGCCCUUGGCCCUGAGCGCACGAGGGAUGAGCUCAUACCCUUUCUUGAUGGUGUGCCCAACUCAUGCAUAUGA
Molecule: messenger RNA, 192 nt
Organism: Saxophila tyrrhenica
Lineage: Eukaryota; Fungi; Ascomycota; Dothideomycetes; Mycosphaerellales; Extremaceae
Product: protein phosphatase 2A structural subunit
Exons: 2
Coding region: 1-192 (63 amino acids)
Biological process (GO): protein dephosphorylation
Cellular component (GO): cytoplasm; protein phosphatase type 2A complex
Molecular function (GO): protein phosphatase regulator activity
Source: RefSeq, a predicted model, not a curated record